Molecule: messenger RNA, 1510 nt
Organism: Plodia interpunctella (Indianmeal moth)
Lineage: Eukaryota; Metazoa; Arthropoda; Insecta; Lepidoptera; Pyralidae
Product: aldo-keto reductase AKR2E4-like
Exons: 7
Coding region: 196-1113 (305 amino acids)
Cellular component (GO): cytosol
Molecular function (GO): aldose reductase (NADPH) activity
Source: RefSeq, a predicted model, not a curated record
UAUUUUGAAUUGGAUUGGUUGGAUGGAAGUUGUGGAAUCAUUGGAAUGUGAAUUCUGCACUGCAGUCAAUGCGAAUAGUUCGAAAGUUUUAUUCAUUCUUUGAACACGAGUAAUCUGAAGUAGUUGUUCUUUACAACUUGUUGUUUUACAACCUGAUAACAAGUUGAUAGUGUCAAGGUUAAGAAUUUAUGUAAAAUGGUUGUUAAAGUGCCAACGGUUAAGCUCACCAGUGGAUAUGUAAUGCCCGUUGUGGGUUUGGGGACAUAUGCCAGAAAAGCAGACCCUGGUCAAUUCAGACAGGGGGUGGAAUGGGGAAUAGAGCUUGGGUAUCGUCAUAUAGACACAGCAGCAAUUUAUAAAAAUGAAGAGGAGGUAGGGCAAGGAAUAUCUAAUAAAAUUAAAGAAGGUGUUGUAACAAGAGGAGAACUGUUUAUUACAACAAAGUUGUGGUGUGAUCGUCAUGCAGAAGCAGAUGUUUUACCUACUUUAAAGGAGUCCCUCAACAGGCUUCAACUGGACUAUGUUGAUCUAUAUUUAAUUCAUUGGCCUGUAUCUAUUAAUAAAAAUGGAGAAGAUGCUGAAGUUGACUAUUUGGAAACUUGGAAGGGAAUGGAGAGUCUUGUCAAAAUGGGCCUUGCAAAGUCUAUAGGUGUUUCCAACUUCAAUGAGGAGCAGUUAGGAAGGUUACUUGCGGUGGCGAAUAUUAAACCGGCUGUGAAUCAAAUCGAAAUAAACCCAACGUUUACCCAGCACGCUUUGGUGGAUUUCUGCAAAUCCCAUUCAGUGGUUCCUGUAGCGUACACUCCUCUAGGAUUGAUCUCUGAAGCCAGGCCUGAGUUUAUCGGAAAGGAUGUGAUCAAAACUGACCCUAAGCUGGGAGAGUUGGCUGAGAAAUAUGGGAAAACUCGUGCGCAGAUUGCUUUGCGAUAUUUGGUACAACGAGGAAUUCCAGUCGUUCCAAAGUCGUUCACAAAGUCACGUAUAGCCGAGAACCUGGAUAUUUUCAACUUUGAGUUGACAGACAAAGAAAUGGCCAUUGUCGAUGGUUACAACCUCGACCAUAGAUGCGUGCCGGGGACGGCGUGGGCCAAACUCAAGUACUUCCCAUUCUAAAUGAUAGAUUUAAUACAAUGAACAAAUAUAUAUAUAUAUAUAUAAUUAUAAAUAUAUUGUACAAAUAAAUAUAUAUAUUGUAUGCAUGUGUAAAAAUAUUUGUGAAAAUUAAUUGAAAUAUAAUUUGAUAAUAUUUUCAACAUCACGAUACAAUCUGUGAUGUAAAUUCGUGAUUUACAAUUUCAUUAGUAAAAUCACAAAACAUGGUGCAUUUGUAAUUGUAAGAAAUAAUAUUUUUGGAUGGAAAAUAUUUAUGUAGUUACUAUGUAGUGAAAAAAAAAUUAAGUAGGUAAAUAUUAUUAUUUGUAUUUUAAUGGGUACUUUACCCAUUCUUGAACUAUUUAUGUGAUAAUUACUGGCUGUUAAAAAAAUGUUUAAAAUAAAUGGGUAAAAAUAA